Molecule: messenger RNA, 1332 nt
Organism: Penicillium robsamsonii
Lineage: Eukaryota; Fungi; Ascomycota; Eurotiomycetes; Eurotiales; Aspergillaceae
Product: MCT family MFS transporter
Exons: 2
Coding region: 1-1332 (443 amino acids)
Biological process (GO): transmembrane transport
Cellular component (GO): fungal-type vacuole membrane
Molecular function (GO): transmembrane transporter activity
Source: RefSeq, a predicted model, not a curated record
AUGGCAUCCUCCCAGCCGUCUUACAUGUUUGGAAAAGACGUCGAGUCUGAUGGAACGACUGUCGGCAGCUAUAUAAAGACAGAAGGAGUAGCAGAAGAACCACCAAAGCCCACAGGGCCUCCUCCACCGCCCAAUGGAGGCACGACGGCAUGGCUCCAAGUCCUCGGGGCCUUUUUUCUAAAUUUCAACACUUGGGGCCUCUUGAACACAUUUGGCACAUUCCAGUCUGAAUAUAGUACCGGUUUGCUGAAGGACUCGUCACAGUCGUCGAUUGCUUGGAUUGGAUCGCUGCAGGCGUUUCUGAUGCUAGUGAUUGGAGUUCUGUGUGGACGCGCUCUUGAUGCUGGGUAUUUCUACAUGGACAUCACGUUGGGUGUCUUAUUUGAAGUGUUUGGCAUGAUGAUGACUUCGAUUUGCAAGGAGUACUGGCAGCUUAUCUUGGCCCAGGGCAUUUGUGUCGGCAUUGGAGCCGGAAUGUCAUUCAUCCCCAGUGUUGCCAUCGUAGGCACGUAUUUCUCGACGCGACGAUCCACUGCUCUCGGUCUAGCCGCCACCGGUUCAAGCGUCGGAGGCAUUAUCUACCCCGUCGUGCUGAGGCGGUUGAUCGUCCAGAUUGGAUUACCCUGGGCAGUCCGAGUCAUGGCGUUUAUCAUGUUGGGAACGCUUCUGAUCUCGGUCGCUGUUAUGAAGCCUCGCCUUCAGCCUCGCAAGUCAGGCCCGCUGAUCAACCUCGAGUCGCUCCGGGACCCUGUCUUCGCCAUUUGGCUAUUAGCCGCUUUCUUCAUCUUCAUCGGUCUAUAUAUCCCAUUUUUCUAUGUUGAGCAGUACGGUAUCAACCUCGGCAUGUCGCGGGACUCGUCCUUUUAUAUGCUGAUCAUCAUGAACGCGGGCUCGGUCCCCGGCCGUAUCAUGCCGUCCAUCAUCGCUGACAAGAUCGGUAACCUGUCGGUCAUGAUCCCGUCCGUUCUACUCACCGGUAUCUUAAUGCUGGCGUGGAUCAGUGUGGAAUCCCAGUCGGGUCUGAUCGCCAUUUCGGUCUUUGUGGGCUUAACAAGCGGUUCUAUCCAGGCUGUGCUUCCCGCAACGGUCGCCUUCCUCUGUCCCGAUCUGUCUAAGCUGGGAACCAACAUUGGCAUGACCCUCUUUGCGUCGGGUCUGGGAUUGUUGAUCGGUAGCCCGGUGGCGGGUGCGAUCCUAGACCACCAACGAACGUCCGGGGGAGAUGUUUUCUGGGGUACUUUGACGUUCUCCGCACUCUUCAUCAUGGCCGGAGGUGUGUGCUUGAUCAUUGCCCGUGUGGUAAAAGUGGGAUUCUCUUUGAAGAAGGCUUGA